Rotaria socialis is the source of this 564-nucleotide messenger RNA. NCBI's taxonomy places the organism in Eukaryota, Metazoa, Rotifera, Eurotatoria, Philodinida, Philodinidae. The record is from the annotation of a GenBank genome assembly.
AUGGCUGCUGGGCAACAGAGUCACACAGUAUCGACAUUAGCCAGUGGAAAAAUCUUAGUUGCUGGGGGAUACUACUAUGAUGGAUCAAGUUAUUGCGCAUAUUUUAAUACUUCAGAGCUCUACAAGUCAUCAACCGGAUUCUGGACAAAGACUGGUAAUAUGACCAUGGGACGAACUGGGCAUAUUAUUACUUUAUUCUCAAAUGGAAAAGUCUUGGUUAUUUGUGGAUAUAUUUAUGAUAUUUAUUAUAAUUCUAGAAUGGUGAAUAACUCUGGACAAAAAAACGUUAACAUGAGUACUGAACGAUAUUUACACACAAACACACUAUGGAUGAAUGGAAAAGUCUUGGUUGCAGGAGGAUAUGGUGGAAAUGAAUAUAACUGCUGGGGACUUUUAAAUAGUGCAGAAAUAUACGAUCCAUCAGCAGGAAUCUGGACAAAAGGAGAUAAUAUGACCAUGUCGCGCAUCGCUCACACAGCUUCUCUCUUGUCGAACGAAAAAGUCUUAGUUAUUGGAGGAACCGGUUAUAAUGGCACUUUGAAUAGCGCCGAAUUAUAUUCGUGA